Messenger RNA from Soboliphyme baturini, 1635 nucleotides. NCBI's taxonomy places the organism in Eukaryota, Metazoa, Nematoda, Enoplea, Dioctophymatida, Soboliphymatidae. The record is from the annotation of a GenBank genome assembly.
AUGCCAAAGCUGUCCUGUAGUUCGCAUGUUAAGAGUUCUGCCACUGGUAACUGCCUGUCUCUGUUGCUGCCUCCCGAAGACGAUGAAGGAAAUGUCGAGUACAAGUUGAAGCUCAUUAAUCCAUCUCCGUCGAGGUUUCAACAUCUGGUUACGCAGUUGAAAUGGCGACUUCGCGAGGGUCAGGGCGAGGCGAUAUACGAAAUUGGUGUCGAAGACAACGGCACUUGUACCGGUUUGACAGCCACCGAUCUUGCCAUGUCGUUAUCAACACUUAAAAGAAUGGCGAGCGAGGAGAGGGAAAUUACAGAUAAGAAGAUUACUCGCAAAGUCGUCGAGUUGCUGAUCAGAAAGGUUCCUGAAUGUCAGCAAUUCAUCGAUCUCAGGAUCGCGGUCCUCGGAUGUGCAGACUCCGGCAAGUCUACGCUGUUAGGUGUACUGACCGAAGGAGAGAUGGACAAUGGUCGAGGAAAGUCUAGGCUAAAUUUAUUUCGACACCUUCACGAAAUUCAGACCGGUCGAACGUCUUCAGUGGGUUUGGGCAUCGUUGGCUUUGACGCCGAUGGACAGAUCCUCAACCACAGAUUUUAUUCUGACGAUGAAAUUUGCGAUUUGUCGCAUAAGUUGAUCACUUUUAUCGAUUUGGCUGGCCAUCAAAAGUAUAUGAAAACCACUAUCUUUGGAUUGUCUGGUUACAAUCCGCAUUUCCUUAUGCUAGUGGUAGAUGCCCUUGUAGGACUAGGUAGCACAACGCGGGAUCAUCUAGCAUGGUCGUUUGCGUUAGACCUUCCUGUUUUUGUCGUCGUGUCAAAAAUUGACGUCACCUCAAAUGCGGUUGUUUUACGUACCAUAAAUUCGUUAGAAAGUGUAUUAAAAGCUGCCCCAUACAACAAACUGCCGUUUCUCAUUCGUUCAAAAGAUGACGCCAUCGCCGUCGCAUCAUCGCUACAGAAUCAAAGAGUCGUCCCGAUCUUCACGAUUUCUAGCGUUACGGGUGAACAUUUUGAUUACUUGGAAAGAUUUCUGAACCUUUUGUCUCCAUAUUCUUCUCGUGAAGACCUUCGGCUUCACAUGCAAGAAGACUGCGAGUUUCACAUUGAUGAAAUAUACAACGUGUCAGAUGUUGGAACCGUAUUGUGUGGCUUGCUGUCCAAAGGCAUCAUCAGAGAAGGCGAUAGGCUUAUGCUUGGUCCUAGCCAGUCAGGUGAAUUUCAGCCUGUUAUCGCAGAAAGUCUCCAUAGAGUAAGGACUCCAUGUCGCCACAUUCAAGCUGGCCAGUACGCGUCGAUUGCCAUCGGAGACGUCAGCGGUUGUAAUCUACGUAAAGGAAUGGUUCUGCUUAGCCCCUCAGUCUGCCCCGUUGCGUCUCAGAUGUUCACCGCCGAGGUGUACGUAUUGUUCCACACAUCGAAGUACAUUGGUGAAAAAUUCCAGGCGACCGUUCAUGUAUGCAACGUAUGCCAAACGGUGAUCGUCACUCGCAUACACACCAAGAACCGGCUUUUGAAGGUCGGCGAAAGGGCCGUUAUCAGUUGCAUGUUCCUUCGACAGCCGGAAUACAUAACGACUGGAAGCCGUCUGCUAUUCCAUGAAGGAAGGACAAAGGGCAUCGGCGAGGUGAUCGAAACUUAUCCCUAA